AUGGCAAGCCAAGGUUACUACAACCAGGGCCCUCAGUAUCCUCAGCAAAGCUACGGCGGCGGCUACCCUCCUCAGCAAGGCUACCCCCCCCAGCAAUAUGGUGGAUACAACCAAGGUCCUCCGAUGCAAUACCAGCAAGGCCCACCCCAGCAGGUGGUCGUGAGGCAAAAGAAAAGCCGCGGAUGCUUGGAAGCUUGUCUUGCGGCCCUCUGCUGUUGUUUCGUCGCUGAAGAAGGAUGCGAAUGCUGCGCCGACUGUUGCGAGUGCUGUGCCGACUGCUGCUAA
Molecule: messenger RNA, 285 nt
Organism: Letharia columbiana
Lineage: Eukaryota; Fungi; Ascomycota; Lecanoromycetes; Lecanorales; Parmeliaceae
Exons: 4
Coding region: 1-285 (94 amino acids)
Source: RefSeq, a predicted model, not a curated record